AACAUAUCAAAAUCAAUUUUUUCUUCUAAAUUAAAUAUACUUUAAUUUUUUUAAAAAAUAUUAAACAAAAAGUAUAUCUCUCUCAGCUAGCUAGCUCUUCAUCAGUGUACUCUCUUUCUCUCUGACAUUUUCGCAGCCUCUCUCUCCUUCCUCACCCAUCUCACGGUUGUCUCCUCUCUCACUUGGAUUCCAUGGUUUCAGAGAAGGACCUCAACUCAAUGAGAAGGAGAAUGGCAUUGGUAACCAACCAUCUCAUCCCGGGUCAGUCGGAUCAUUCGAACUCGAACUCAAUUGAGUUGUCUAGUGCGUCGAUGAACGACCGAUAUCAUAAGAUACACGGCGAAGUAUCGACUCACCCUGUCGUGUGGAGAACCGCUUGUGACGAUUCUGGUAAGGACUUUGUCGACAUUAUCUACGAGAAAGCCGUCGACGAAGGAAUCGCAAAGAUUACGAUUAAUCGGCCAGAGAAAAGAAAUGCGUUCCGGCCACUUACAGUGAAAGAGCUUAUUCGUGCUUUCAAUGAUGCGAGGGACGAUAGUUCCAUUGGAGUCAUCAUUCUCACUGGAAAGGGAACUAAGGCUUUCUGUAGUGGCGGUGAUCAAGCUUUGAGAAAGGCAGAUGGUUAUUCGGAUUUUGAAAAUUUUGGUCGUCUUAAUGUUUUAGAUCUUCAGAUGCAGAUUCGUCGUCUUCCAAAACCUGUGAUAGCAAUGGUUGCUGGCUAUGCUGUUGGAGGAGGCCAUGUACUACACAUGGUCUGUGAUCUAACCAUUGCUGCAGAUAAUGCUGUUUUUGGUCAAACAGGUCCUAAGGUUGGAAGCUUUGAUGCUGGCUAUGGAAGCUCCAUUAUGUCUCGCUUGGUUGGGCCCAAAAAAGCACGUGAAAUGUGGUUCAUGGCAAGGUUUUACACAGCUUCUGAAGCAGAUAAAAUGGGACUUGUCAAUACUGUUGUGCCACUAGAGAAUUUAGAGCAAGAAACAAUUAAAUGGUGUAGAGAAAUACUGAGAAACAGCCCAACUGCACUUCGGGUCCUGAAAUCGGCUCUUAAUGCUGUUGAUGAUGGUCAUGCUGGCCUCCAGGCCCUUGCAGGAGAUGCCACACUUAUAUUUUAUGGUACUGAAGAAGGUAAUGAAGGGAAGACGGCGUAUGUGGAACGUAGACGCCCUGAUUUCUCUAAAUUUCCUCGACGACCUUAGUAGACUUUGCCAUUAUUUAUUAAUGUAAAGAUAUCAGUCUGUUUUCAAUUUCAAUUGGAUGUGUUAAGUGUCUUCUACAAUUAGUUGCCUUAGAGAGCACUUUUAAUAGAGAAACUAAAAUGUCUAAUUCUUUAUAAUAUAAAAAAAAGAAUUGUUAAAUAGUCU
This is a messenger RNA of Humulus lupulus (European hop), 1358 nucleotides long. RefSeq names its product 1,4-dihydroxy-2-naphthoyl-CoA synthase, peroxisomal. The transcript has 10 exons. Gene Ontology annotation, cellular component: cytosol. Gene Ontology annotation, molecular function: 1,4-dihydroxy-2-naphthoyl-CoA synthase activity. The record is from RefSeq and is a predicted model, not a curated record. Gene Ontology annotation, biological process: menaquinone biosynthetic process. The coding region runs from base 192 to 1193 and encodes 333 amino acids. Lineage: Eukaryota; Viridiplantae; Streptophyta; Magnoliopsida; Rosales; Cannabaceae.